Molecule: messenger RNA, 3416 nt
Organism: Verruconis gallopava
Lineage: Eukaryota; Fungi; Ascomycota; Dothideomycetes; Venturiales; Sympoventuriaceae
Exons: 5
Coding region: 539-2824 (761 amino acids)
Molecular function (GO): ATP-dependent protein folding chaperone; ATP binding
Source: RefSeq, a predicted model, not a curated record
CCCUCUCUCUUCCCACCCCAAUAAUUUCCCUCCCUCGCCUUAUCUGACACGACCCAAAAAAAGAUCGCGUCGCCGUCUUCUCCCCCAUCUCUCCCUCUCUCACUCUCUCGCGUCUAGUCCCGCGCCUCCAUCCUGACCGCCCAGACGGCUCCAUCCCCGGCAUCCCUCUUUUUUCUUCCCUUCCCCCUCGUAUUUGGAAACCCGAUCUGACCGUCUGCCGCGCCGCCGUCCUCGCUCACGGCCACCCGCCCACCCACGCGCGCCCAAGCUGAGCCAGCCCUCACACUUACACUCACCCUCGCCCUCGCACUCGCGCUCGCUCACCUGCUCGUCCGCUCUCUGCACGCACGCGCUCUCGCUCUCCUCUGGUCCCACCGACCUCUCGCCUGCGCCUCUUUCUUGGCCCUCCUCUUCCUUUCCUCUUCUUUCCUGCUCUCCUCUCUCUCCCUCCCUCCCCCUCGCAGGCUUUCCCUUUCUCUUCACCUUCCAUCCGGUGAUCCAAACGCAUCCAGACCGGCUCUCCCCUUUCCCGUAGAGCAUGUCCCUGCGCAACUUCUUAAGUGGCAGCAAACGGAAAUCCAGCAACCAGACGCCCAGCUCGCUCGUCUCCAAACCCUCUCCUUCGCCCCAGCUCAACACCUCCAGCGUCUCCUCCGCCUCGUCGCGCCCCAGCGUCCAGCCUGCAAACAGCUCCACCACCUCGCUGCCUCCCCCUCCUACCGCCGCCCAGCAGUCUUCUUCGGCCACAAGCCCCCAACCGCCCGCGGCGGCCAACCCUUCGCCCCCUAUGCAGAACCCGAACCAGCUUGGUCGGCCCCCGAGCUACAGCUAUGCACCUCCGGGCCAAGGAGCGCUGGCCGGCCAGCUAGGUGCGCCAGGCCACCCCGUCGCCGGUCGCCCUCACUCGCCCAUGCCGCCUCCCAUCAACACCGCAACACAGCCCGCAGCCUACCCGCCUCAGCAAAUCUAUGGCGCGGCGCCGCCAGGCUACCCACAGCCGGGCGCUCCCGGUCCCUACGGUUCUGCUUAUGCGCCUCAGCCUCCCGUUCCCCAAGGCCCCGCCAGCUACGGAGCCCACGCCGGACGCGCGAGCGAGAUGGAGGGCGGCAGCAGGAGCAAGGCCCAGCUGAUUGUGGGCAUCGACUUUGGAACGACAUUCUCGGGUGUUGCAUUUGCGUUUGCAACGAAUACAGAGGCCAAGGAGGAUAUAAUAACGGAGUGGCCCGGUGCAGGUAAUCAGACGAAGCAGAAGAUUCCAACCGUGCUAUACUACGACCAGUACCAGAAAGUGGUCGGAUGGGGUCCAGACAUCGCCGACGCGCUCGCUCCCACGGGCUACCCUAAACCCGGUGUGCAAAAGGUUGAAUGGUUCAAGUUGCAGCUCAUGCUGUCCGGCAACACGUACAUCGACCCCAUCAACUUGCCACCGUUGCCACCUGGCAAGUCGGAGAUCGACGUGGCCGCCGACUACUUGUUCCACCUGCGCUGCGCAAUGCGUAACCAGCUGCAAAAAACGCUCGGUGAGGUCUUUAAUCGCGAGGAGCGCAACAUCAGAUACUACCUGACCGUCCCUGCCAUCUGGAACGACUCGGCCAAGGCCGCCACGCGUGCAGCCGCCAUCCAGGCCGGCUUCUUGCGCGAUGAGAACGACAACCGCCUCACUCUGGUCACCGAACCCGAGGCCGCAGCUAUGUUCUGCUCCAAGGCUGGACUGCUCAACCUAAAGAUUCACGACGCGGUUCUGAUCGUCGAUUGCGGUGGCGGCACCGUCGAUCUGAUCGCGUACGAGGUCGAGGAGGAGCAGCCUUUCAGCGUGGCCGAGUGCACGGCCGGCUCCGGCGACUCGUGCGGCUCCACGGCGCUCAACCGCAACUUUUCAAACAUCCUGCGCGCCAAGAUUCGCAAGAUGAAGCUUCCCGAUGGCUCCAGAACGGCGGGCAAGGUCUACGCCAAGUGCAUCAUGGACUUCGAGAACCGAAUCAAGGCCGACUUCCGCAACAACGGCCAGAAGUGGGCCGUCGACGUCGGCAUCGAGGCUGAAUUUCCAGAGGCCGGCAUCGAGGAGGGCUACAUGACCUUCACGAACGAGGAGAUUCUGCAGUGUUUCGAGCCUGUGGUGAACAGGAUCCUGGAACUGGUUCGGAAUCAGAUCAUUGCCAUUCAAGCGCAGAAUCGGGGACUGCAGAACAUCCUCGUCGUCGGUGGCUUCGGCGCCUCUGAAUACCUCUUCCAGCAGAUUAAGCUGCACGUGCCGCCACAGUUCCAGUCCAAGGUCGUGCGUCCUAUGGACUCAGUCGCCGCUAUCGUCAAGGGCGCCGUCACGGCCGGCAUCACGGAGCGUAUUGUCACUCACCGUGUGGCCCGUAGACACUACCUCAUGGCAACGCUGCAGCCGUUCAAGGAGGGCCACCACCCAGAGCAGUACCGCGUCCCAAGCUUGGACGGCAAGGAUCGGUGCAAGUACACGCGCCAGAUCUUCGUGCAGAAGGGCCAGAGGGUAAAGAUUGGCGAGCCGGUCAAGGUCAGCUUCUUCAGACAGGUCGCUCCCGGCGCGACGCUCAUGUACGAGGACAUCUUGUAUGCUUGCGACGACGACGUGUGUCCGGAGUACACCAAAGAUCCAAGAAUCAAGGAAGUCGUCACGCUUACAUCCGAUCUCUCAAGAAAGAACUUAGAAAAGGACUUUGAAAGGAUGGACACGCCGCAGGGCACAUUUUACAGAGUGUACUUUGACAUCUACCUUACGCUCGAUGGUUCCGAGUUCAAUGCCGAGCUGGUCUGUCAGGGCGAAGUCAUGGGCCGUUGCACCGCGCGCUUCAGAUAAUAACUGCCUUCCCCCUCUCCUCUUCCCUUGAUAGCCCUCCUGAAACCACGUUGCAUCGCAGAUGUAAGGGUCUCGAAAUCCAAGCACGCUUGUUUUCUUUUUAUGUGGCUUGCAUACCAGAUGCUUGUACCUGCGCGUUGGACGGCCGGGUCGCACUUGUGGUGAUGCCCGAAGAGGCACACGCGGACAAAGAGGCGGUGGAGCGGAGCAAAGACGAAGAAACGUCAAAGACGGAAGCAAAGAUUCGGCUCUUAGGGUAGGCGGAUCAAGCUACAGUGCGGACUCCAAACCGGUUGUUUACUGGCUUUCAGAUAUUCAGACGCACAGAAGAUGAGCAGUAAUUGGAAGAGGCGCGAUGGACGGAUGAUGGGUGGAUGACGGACGAAUGAUACAACUGUUCGACAAGGCAGCUUGGUUUUUGUAGGCUUCGGGGCUAUUGGUCAACGGAGGGAAUCAACAAAAGGAAUUAGCAUGGAGGAUCAGGCCUGUUUUGACUUCUUAAUAGCGUGCGUAAAGACGGUCUCCCCAACCCCCCCACCCCUCUCCCCCUUAUUUCCUUUUCCAAUAAAGAAUUGAAUCCGACAUGAAUGGC